AUGAUUCGCUCACCAGAUAGCAAAAUUAGCAAAUCAAACCCUGAUUUAUGCACGAGUAUUGAGACGAGUACCAACGUCACGCAGAGGAAGCGGAAGCAGCCUGACUGUGAGUUUACCCAGGCUAUUGCCGUGUUGUCUACUGAGUUGAAGAAGAAUAUUGACGAUCUCCGAGCUGAUAAGAAUAACCAGUUCACGAAUAUUAUUGUGAAUAUUAAUAACCUUCGGGAAGAUUUCAAUACCUUGUCGCUGACUUCGGCACUAAUUCAAAAUAAAGUUAAGGAACUGCGUGCGGAAUAUGUCGCUAUUAAAAAGGACAUGUCGCAGCUAGACACUAAGCACGAUGAAUUAUCACAGACUCUUACUGAGUUGAAGUCUACAGUAAAUUUUGGCUCGGAUAACUAUGUGGAUUGUGAAAGGGGCCUAAAAGAACUGGAACGAAAUAUGAAUAAUCAGGCUGCCUCGACUGUUGAACUAUUGGAAAGAAAGAUCGAUUCUUUGGAGCAACAGGCGAAGCAGUGUAAUGUUGAGAUAGGAAAUAUGCAGGAAAGGCGCGCCGCCAUGUCAAACAAGUUCAAGUUCGUGUGGGUCCGGAAUGCAACUGUCUUGGUCAAGGAAUCUGAAGACUCCUCUACAUUCGCCAUACGUACGCGGUACGGAAGAUGA
This is a messenger RNA of Trichoplusia ni (cabbage looper), 663 nucleotides long. RefSeq lists its product as uncharacterized. NCBI's taxonomy places the organism in Eukaryota, Metazoa, Arthropoda, Insecta, Lepidoptera, Noctuidae. The transcript is spliced from 2 exons. The coding region runs from base 1 to 663 and encodes 220 amino acids. The record is from RefSeq and is a predicted model, not a curated record.